GAGUAAGGGAGAUGUAACUGCUACGUUUCGCAACUUCUACAGCUUCCUGUCAAUUUCCAUAGUCUAGGGGCAUCUUUUGGUGUCUUUUGACUUGAAUAGAAUAUGAGACUAUUUCUGGAUUCAUUGCUUUCUUUUCGAUUCUUCGUUCUUCUAUACCUGCUCCCGUCAUGUCUGGCAUUUCAACUGACAUCUUUUGGGCCUAAAAAUUAUGCUCCCGAUAGCAUUGUUGAUACGACGGUAAAUACUGUUUCUCCAUCUUAUGGUGCGGAACAUGGGACCGACAUUUUAAAUUAUGAGUAUUAUGAUGAUCGAUUUCAUUUCUGUCGACCCGAAACUGUUGUUCAACAACCCGAAUCUCUCGGAAGCGUCUUAUUUGGUGACCGUUUUUACAAUUCUCCUUUGGAAUUGAGAAUGCUAAAAAAUGUGUCUUGCCUCCCACUAUGUUCGUCUUACAUUACCGAACCAGAUAUUCAAUUUUUCAAAGACCUAAUCUCCCAAAACUACGUAGUUCACUGGAACAUUGACAACCUUCCUAUUGCUACCUAUGCAGAACAUGCUAACCCCGGUGAGUACUUGUUGACUCCCGGAUUUCCAUUGGGAAGAGUUACGAAAGAGGGUAUUCACCUCUACAACCAUUAUGAUAUUAUCGUUGAAUAUCACACUACUACUCAAAAUCAACAUCGGGUGGUGGGUGCUUAUGUAAAGCCAGUAUCCCGCAAAUCAAAAGUAGUAAGCGAUCCUGAAUGCUCUACGUCAACUUCUCCCGAAAUUCUACCUGACCGAGGUGAUUUAACGUUUGUCACUUCUUAUUCAGUAACCUGGAAAUAUUCCACAACCCCUUGGGCUACUCGUUGGGACAAGUAUAUGCACGGACCUUCAAAUCAGAUUCGAUGGAUGUUUUUAUUAUAUUCGGGUAUUUUUGACUUUUUCCUAAUCUUUAUCGUUUGUCUUAUAUUGUUCCGUACUUUGAACCGUGACAUAAACAAGUACAACAGCGCAUUUUUGGAUCAAGAAGAUGUUCAAGAGGACUUUGGCUGGAAACUGGUUCAUGGCGAUGUAUUCCGACCUCCUCGUAGACCUAUGCUUUUUUCUAUUCUUUUAGGAACUGGUGCUCAACUAUUGUUUAUGACAUCCGCAAUUAUUUUGUUUGCUAUCUUUGGAAUUGUUGCACCUUCACGGCGUGGAAGCCUUGCUACGGCCAUCGUAGCCUUAUUUAUUGUCUCCGGCUUUGUAUCUGGUUUUGUGUCUUCGAUUUCUUACAAAGUAAUGCAGGGAAUGCUGAGGAAGAGAAAUCUUUUAUUAACCCCAUUCGUCGUUCCUGGAAUUUUGUUACUGGGAGCUCUAUUCUUCAAUGUAUUGUUUUCAAUUAAGAAUUCUUCUUCAGCAGUCCCUUUCACAAGUUGGUUGUUAUUAAUUUUUCUUUACUUAGUAUUUACUGUGCCAUUGAGUUUUGUCGGGUCAUUGAUCGGAUUCCGAUCAAGAGAAUUUGUUCCUCCUGUUAGAACGAAUCAAAUACCCCGUCAGAUUCCUUCUCAAAGUAUCUGGAUUUCUACUGCUUCUUCUGCCUUUAUCGGCGGAGCCAUUCCUUUUGUUACUAUCUUAAUUGAGCUUUAUUUUAUUUUGGAUAGCUUAUGGUUUCAUCCCUUAUACUUCAUGUUUGGUUUUUCGUUUUUCUGUUUUGGUAUUUUAAUUACAACUUGUGUUAUGAUAUCAAUCAUCACAGUAUACAUUCAAUUGUGCACCGAAAAUUAUAAUUGGUGGUGGCGAUCUUUCAUCACGCCUGGCUUUUGCGGUGUCUAUGUCUUUAUAUUUUCUAUUAUUUAUUGGAUUAACAGAAUUUCUUCGACUUCGUUUGCAACUACACUAUUGUACUUUGGUUACAGUCUUAUGAUCUCUAUUCUAGUUUUCUUAUUAUGCGGCUCUGUUGGGUUCUUUGGCUCUUUCCUCUUUGUGAACAAAAUAUAUGGUUCCAUUAAAAUAGAUUAGCCUCCCAGGAUCAACCAGAGC
Molecule: messenger RNA, 2007 nt
Organism: Schizosaccharomyces octosporus yFS286
Lineage: Eukaryota; Fungi; Ascomycota; Schizosaccharomycetes; Schizosaccharomycetales; Schizosaccharomycetaceae
Product: EMP70 family protein
Exons: 2
Coding region: 103-1986 (627 amino acids)
Biological process (GO): protein localization to membrane; vacuolar transport
Cellular component (GO): membrane
Source: RefSeq, a predicted model, not a curated record